Messenger RNA from Postia placenta MAD-698-R-SB12, 1592 nucleotides. RefSeq lists its product as hypothetical. The record is from RefSeq and is a predicted model, not a curated record. The transcript has 17 exons. Gene Ontology annotation, biological process: protein catabolic process; proteolysis. NCBI's taxonomy places the organism in Eukaryota, Fungi, Basidiomycota, Agaricomycetes, Polyporales, Adustoporiaceae. Gene Ontology annotation, cellular component: mitochondrial matrix. The coding region runs from base 54 to 1592 and encodes 512 amino acids. Gene Ontology annotation, molecular function: ATP binding; ATP hydrolysis activity.
CGCCUUGUCCUCGUCGCUGUAUCAACUGGACCUCCCUGUGUACUCUAGCUUGUAUGAUUAUGCAGCUGCCUGCAUUUCUGACUGGAUUGUCCGCUCGCGCACCCUGCUGUCACCAUUCGCGCCUUCUACUUCUGCGCAGUCUCCGCACGCAAGCGCAUUACGACUAUGUUCCUGAGGACGAGAGUCAUAAUGCCCCGUAUAACUCAAGACCAGCUGGACUAGCUACCCCAAGACAGCUUGUCCAAUAUCUAGACGAGUUUGUCAUCGGUCAAGAGAAUGCUAAGAAAGUGUUGUCGGUGGCCGUCUUCAACCAUUUCAAUCGGGUGCACGCGAAUCUGUCGGCCGUGAUCGAGCAUGAUGAGAGCGCGGAUUGGUUGGACACCGCAAGAGAUCAGACACAAUCGGGGGUCGCACCUGCACAUAUACAUCCUCAUCCAAAUCGCUUCUCCCUACACUCUGCGCUGCUUAGGCCCCGUCACCCACUGCCAUUGUUUGAGAAGAGCAAUGUGCUGGUGAUAGGGCCCACUGGGUCUGGCAAAACAUUGCUUGCAAAGACAUUGGCUAAGGUGCUUGAUGUCCCAUUCUCCGUGAGCGACGCCACCUCUUUCACCCAAGCAGGAUAUGUGGGAGACGACGUCGAUAUGUGCAUCCAGCGGCUGCUGCAAGCUGCAAGCUGGGACCCAUAUCGUGCUAGCAUGGGUAUCGUGUACAUUGAUGAGAUCGACAAGGUCGCCAGGAAGACUGGUAGCGGAGGCAUGGAAGGUACACGGGAUGUCGGUGGCGAGGGCGUACAGCAGGCCUUGCUACGAAUGAUGGAAGGAACAACUGUCACUAUACAAGCGAAGGGUGCUGGUGCUGUCGCGCCACCAACUGGCGGCGAUGGUCGGUCGCGGCCUGGUCAGCGGCCUUCCAGCGUAGCUCCGAGACCGGACGCCUUUUCUAUUGACACGUCCAACGUGCUGUUCAUUCUCAGCGGCGCGUUCGUCGGGAUGGACACCCUCAUCAAGCGACGGAUUGACAAGGGUUCGAUAGGUUUCACCGCCAAUCUAGCGUCAUCAUCAGAGACCAAACCGAGCAAUGGCCUGCCCUUUUUCACGCCCAACAAGAGAUCAGUCCCGAAUGUCUUGGAUCUCGUUCAGCCCGACGACCUGGUUAAAUAUGGCUUCAUUCCCGAAUUCGUCUCACGGGUGCCUUCUCUCACCACACUUGCACCACUAACGCCAUCGGACCUGCGUCGAGUGCUCACAGAUGUCAGGGGAUCACUGAUAUCACAGUAUACUGCGUUGUUCGGCUACUCUGGAAUUGAGAUCAGAUUCACCAGUGCAGCGCUGGAUGAGAUCUGCCGCAAGGCAGCAGAGAGAGGUGGCGGGGCGCGGGGACUGAGAGGAAUCAUGGCAAGUGAAACCUUGCUGCUCCAACCUAUGUAUGAAGCCCCUGGAUCGACUAUCCGGCAUAUCCUGAUCACGGAGGACGUCGUUCAGGGGAAGCAAUCCGCUCAAUAUUGGAGUAAAGGUGAUGGACCGGCGUUCUGGGAGGCAUGGGCGGCUGCGGAAGAAUCUUAUACAAGACGAAAUACACACAACGAUAAUUAG